AUGCGGGGCGCUGACUUCCGUAGCUCCGUCGAUCUGCCGGGAAAACAACAACCGACAUCCACCCGGCACCUGGGACGCUUGACACCCGUACUCCACCGGCCUGCUGAGCCAUCUACAUUCGAUGUCCGCCCAGCAGCCGCGCGUCCCACCGCUCCUCCCCGCCGACAGCAUCCACUACAGCCAACGCCGCCCCGCCAGAACACUCCACCAGACGCCGCCUCUCCGCACCAGACUGCCCCAACUGGCACCUCAGCCCCAUGCCCGCAACGGCUUCCGCAGAACAGCACCCUCCUCCUCUCCCGGUUGGCAGCGACACCAAAUGUAGUGAACAAGAACACGGGUGGGGACAAUCGAAUGUAUUUAGCUCGAAAAUUACAGACUAUCUCAACAAAAUCUGAAUACCAUAAAGUCAAUCGUCAAUUUGCAAAUUAUCAAUACAUCAUAUCAAACUGUACUGUUCAAGCUGCAAACACUAAUCCAUUGUCUCCCAUUCCAUUGUUCAUAAGUUUUCUUACAAAUUCCAUUAUGUUCUUGCUCCACCUUUCUUGGUCUUCGCCAUCUUUUGCUGCCGAGCAUUACGUUCUUUUAACGCACGUUAUAUACUACUUAUGUCAAUAUAAGUAG
Schistosoma margrebowiei is the source of this 624-nucleotide messenger RNA. The record is from the annotation of a GenBank genome assembly. NCBI's taxonomy places the organism in Eukaryota, Metazoa, Platyhelminthes, Trematoda, Strigeidida, Schistosomatidae.